Molecule: messenger RNA, 297 nt
Organism: Eimeria mitis
Lineage: Eukaryota; Apicomplexa; Conoidasida; Eucoccidiorida; Eimeriidae
Product: C-Myc binding protein, putative
Exons: 2
Coding region: 1-297 (98 amino acids)
Biological process (GO): regulation of DNA-templated transcription
Cellular component (GO): nucleus
Molecular function (GO): transcription coactivator activity
Source: RefSeq, a predicted model, not a curated record
AUGAGUGCCAAAACAGAGCAAGCAGAUGGGGGCAAAGCGGCCUUCAGAAAAUAUUUGGAGGAUCAUGGAGUCAUUCGUCAACUGACACGCGUCCUUGUCGGGCUCUACGAGACUCCUGAGCGGCCUCUGAACGCGCUUGACUACAUCAAAAGGCACCUGGGAGCGCCGACAGGCGUUGAGGUGGAUGCACUCCGGUCGGAGGUGCAAAAUCUGACGAGGGAGAAUGCUGCAUUAAAAAGCAAGGUGGAAUCACUGCAGCAAGAAGUGGAGCUCCUUCAACGGGAGCUCGCCGAUUAA